This is a messenger RNA of Closterium sp. Naga37s-1, 1833 nucleotides long. Lineage: Eukaryota; Viridiplantae; Streptophyta; Zygnematophyceae; Desmidiales; Closteriaceae. The record is from the annotation of a GenBank genome assembly.
AUGCACGUGUGGCAUCACCGUUACCACACUCCGUCCGUUCACUUGCCUGGGGAGACGUUUCCUCGUGGGGGCUACAAGGGUGUGCCGGAUGGCUACGUCGAUGGGUGGCCGCAUGCCAAGUCUUGGCCGCAUCUCGCAAAGAAGAAAGGGACGGCGUCCGGUGGAGCUGAGGGGUCAGGCGGGAUGGAGCGGUUCAUGACAACCAAGCUGUCCACGGAGGAGCUACGGCAGGCGAUCGCCAAGCUGGUGGUCACCUGCGACCUCCCCUUCCGCAUCGUCGAGUCCGAGGCCAAGAACUUCAUCCCCUCGCGGUGGACGGUAUCCCGCGACACUGUGGUUUAUGCAACAGCAGCUCUCCAGUCCGCCAUUGCGGAGAUGCUGGCGAAGGAGGGGGAGUUGGGGUGCAAGGUGUCGAUCACCAUCGACAUGUGGACGGCACCCAACAACAAGGCAUGGCUAGUGGUGACAGGUCACUGGAUAGACGAGAACUUCCAGCUGCGCACAAUGGUGCUUGAGUUCCGUGAGAUGCUCGGGCGGCAUGGGGGCAGGGAGAUGGCGCAGGUGGUUGAGGAGACGAUUGUGCAGUGGGGGUUGGAGGGGCGUUGUCUUGGUUUCACGACAGACAACGCCUCUAACAACAUUGCCGCCUUCAGGCGGAUGUCGGAGGAGGGUGGUGGUCAGUGCUUCUUCAGCUCGCGCAUGCACUUCCGGUGCUUGGCACACGUGAUCAACCUUGCUGUGCAGGCAGCACUGGCUGUGGAUUCCAUACGGAAGUUGCUGAAGAUACUGAGAGAGAUGGCGUCGUGGAUUGGCUUCUCUCCACAGCGCUCGGGGUCUUUCUUGGGCCUUCAGCGGACCUCGCAGGCCAACCCCGCCACGCCGAAGCCGGCGUUGAAGCUGGGCUUGUCGAAGACCGACAAGAAGAAGGUGGAGAGUUUGCGCCUGACAGACGCAGACUGGGAGACCCUGCAGGCGGUGAAGACAUUCCUGAGCCCCUUCGCGAAGGUCUCCAAGGCAGCAGAGGGGGCGGCGUACCCGACUGUGUCGAUGGUGGUGCCGUACUACAACGGCCUGAUCGACGCCAUGGAGUCGCGCCUUGCCAAGGGGCCAUCUCCGACGCUGCAGCCGAUGAUCGUGGCGGCGCUGAGCCACUUGAAGAAGAGGGUGAGGCCGCGUCCGGCGUCGGGCGAGGUGAUCAAGCUGGUGCGCGACCGCGUGGCCGAGUACCAGGCCCGGGCUGCAGAGCUUGCUCCACGGCCGACCCCACUUGCCCCCGUUGCGGAGGAGGAGGACGGAGACGAGGAGGAGGACGACGAUGACGCGCAGUUUCUUCCUAGUCGCCGACGACUUGCGGCGCGUCUGUCGGCGAGCCAGGAGGCGGGGGCGGGUGGGAUGGUGCAGGAUGACGAGGUUAGCAGGUACUUGUCCGAGAGGGUGCGGUGCGACGUGACAGCGCUAGAGUACUGGCGCAGUGCCACCAACAUGCAGACGCUGAGGCGCAUGGCCCGGGAUUAUCUCGCCAUCCCUGCCACGUCCGCUUCGAGUGAGCGGGUGUUCUCCCUUGGUCGCAACCUCAUUUCCUGGAAGCGGCACCGCCUGGCCUCUCAGAGGACGCGAGCUGUCAUGAUUCUCAGAUCAUGGUACAGUUCACACCCUGGCCAGAGGAUUGGCGAGGGCCGCCGACCGAGAGGCGUCGCACCACCAGAGUUCGCCAUUGAGGGCGAGGGGGCAGAGGAGGAUGACGAGGAGGAGGAGGAGGAGGGUGUGGAGGCUGAAGACACAGCUGCAGCAGAGGAUGCUGUUGUUGGUAGUAGCAGUGGCGCCUUAGUGUAG